This is a messenger RNA of Penicillium antarcticum, 555 nucleotides long. Its product is annotated as GNAT family N-acetyltransferase. Gene Ontology annotation, molecular function: acyltransferase activity, transferring groups other than amino-acyl groups. The transcript has a single exon. The coding region runs from base 1 to 555 and encodes 184 amino acids. The record is from RefSeq and is a predicted model, not a curated record. Lineage: Eukaryota; Fungi; Ascomycota; Eurotiomycetes; Eurotiales; Aspergillaceae.
AUGACGGUCCCGAACACAUUAUACUACCGCAAAGCGAUGGCUGCCGAUGUCGCCGCGGUCCUGAAACUUAUCAGAUCCGCCUUCCGAGGCGAGGAGAGCCGCGCAGGAUGGACUACGGAGGCCGACCUUAUCGCAGACGAUCGCAUCGAUCAGGAAUCUCUCCUCGGAAAGAUUGAACGCUCGGAUGGCAUGGUCCUGCUGGCUCACGAUCACGCAGGCAAGUUGGCCGCAUGCUGCGAAAUCUCCCGACAAGACGGGCAGGACGGCUACUUAGGGCUUCUAGCGGUUGAUCCGCUGCGGCAGAUCAGUGGUAUAGGAAAGAAGUUGCUUACCGAGGCAGAGGUCAUCGCCAAGGAAAAAUUGGGCGCUUCCAAGCUUGAGAUACGUGUUAUCUGGACAAGAGAUAGCCUGAUUGAAUGGUAUACCAGGCGGGGUUACAGCAACACAGGAAGGGCAGAGCCGUUUCCGUAUGAUCAACUUGUCAAUGGGAAGGCGUUACGGGAUGACUUGUAUUUCAUUAUUAUGAAGAAGGAACUUGAGAGCUCAGCGCUUUGA